UGACUGGACUGUCAUAUUAUUACUGAUACAGAGAUAGAUGAAUUGUAAAGUAUCAAGCUCAUCUUGGUCAAAUGGAUAAUCUGUUAAGGUAUGAAAUCAUCAAAUAUAAAAAACAGUUUACCUUCCAUAACCUCAUUUACAUCGUCAACUUCUUCAAGCUGGCAUUCUCGUGCUCUUUGGAACUCUUCGCUGUCCCCGUCAUCUUCGCUCUCUAUGUCCGAAAUCUCACCAUCAAUAUAUCGAACAUGCUCUUCUUCUUGUUCGGCUAUCUCUUUUUCAGUCAGCAUGUUCAUUUUGUUUGGAUCGAUACCGGCCACGUCAAAAUCGCAAAAUUCGGACAUGUCUACAUCAUAGUCUUCAGAGGCAGUAACCGUAGUAUUUGGAAGAAGGAGAGUGGCAACGGUGUCAGCAGUGGUAGCAGGAAGAAUGGGAAUAUCACAAGUAGUAGCAGGACUAGUGUACUUAGGGAUGCUUUUCAAAAGACGUCUAGUUAAACCUUUUUGAGAGGCACGACUUAGUUUAGCUUUCUGAAUCGAAUUUGGGUUUGUCAUUGUUUAAAGUAUGAAGAUAAAAUGGAUGAUUUUAAAGGAAGUAUCAAGCAUUUUUUUUUUUUUGGAUUUAUACCUUUUUUAAUCGCUCACUACUCAAUAUCUUUCACAGAUGUUUGCCUUAUUAGAUCGUAUGUCCUUGUCAAAAACCAAAUCACAA
Molecule: messenger RNA, 708 nt
Organism: Mucor mucedo
Lineage: Eukaryota; Fungi; Mucoromycota; Mucoromycetes; Mucorales; Mucoraceae
Exons: 3
Coding region: 72-494 (140 amino acids)
Source: RefSeq, a predicted model, not a curated record